This is a messenger RNA of Pseudogymnoascus verrucosus, 2060 nucleotides long. RefSeq lists its product as uncharacterized. Bases 126 to 1568 code for a protein of 480 amino acids. The transcript has 4 exons. The record is from RefSeq and is a predicted model, not a curated record. Gene Ontology annotation, cellular component: cytoplasm; proteasome regulatory particle, lid subcomplex; nuclear proteasome complex. NCBI's taxonomy places the organism in Eukaryota, Fungi, Ascomycota, Leotiomycetes, Thelebolales, Thelebolaceae.
ACCAUCAACAAGAGCUUCCCCAAACCUCACACAUUGCGAUAUACCAACCUAUCUAUCCCUCUUAUUCCAAUACCUCACCCCAAUCGUACCUGUGACACCUCAGAUUACUCUCCUCACCCGCAAAGAUGUCCGGGGAAGCUGUUAUGAGGCCCGAUAAGGACCACUCGGCCGACGUCGACAAACAGCUUCCAGAGGCAGAAGAGCUGGCCAAGACGAACAUACAGGCAGCUAUUGAAAAGCUGACGGCGCUGGAGAAGCAAACGAGACAGUCGUCAGAUCUUGCUUCCACCUCGCGAGUUAUUGUCAAGAUAGUCACACUAAGCAAAGAUUCGGGGGACUGGAACCUGGUGAACGAGCAGGUCUCUCUGCUGUCGAAGAAGCAUGGACAACUCAAGCAGGCGAUUACAAAGAUGGUGCAGGUCGUGAUGAGCUUCCUGGACGAGACGCCAGAUCUCGAGACGAAAUUAUCGGUUAUCGAGACACUACGAACGGUGACGGAGGGGAAGAUUUUUGUCGAGGUGGAGCGGGCUCGUGUCACAAAGGUUCUCUCGGAUAUCAAGAAGGAGCAGGGCGACCUCAAGUCUGCGGCGGACAUCCUGUGCGAGUUGCAGGUCGAGACAUUCGGGUCAAUGGAGCGUAGGGAGAAGACGGAAUUUAUCCUCGAACAGGUCGCAUUAUGCAUAGAGAAUGACGACUGGACACAGGCUGGUAUUCUCAGCAGGAAGAUCAGCACGAAAUACCUUGCACGACAGAUCCCGAAGUCACCAGAGCAGUUGGAGAAGGAGGCCAAGGAGCGCGAGAAGAGGAGAAACAGGGGCGAGGAUGUGCCGGAAGUUAAGGAGGAUGAUGUCACAGACCUGAAGUUGAGGUAUUACGAGCAACAGAUUAUCUUGGCCAAGCACGACAAGAAGUAUCUCGAUGCUUGCAAGGACUACAGACAGGUCCUUGAUACCCAGGCAGUAGAGGAUGACCCAGAGAAGUUACAUGCAACCCUCCAGCGCGUUAUCUACUACGUGAUCCUCGCUCCAUACGACAACGAGCAAUCCGAUCUCCUCCACCGCAUCCAUGCUGACACACGCAACACCCAAAUCCCCGUCGAGGCCGAGCUCCUCAAGCUCUUCACCAUCCACGAGCUGAUGCGCUGGCCCGAAGUAGAGAAGCACUUCGGACCGCACCUGUGCGCUACGGACGUCUUUGAUCAAAAUUCGGCGGACGCGAAGUACCGCUGGAACGAACUGCGCAAACGCGUUAUUGAGCACAACGUCCGCGUUGUUGCGAAGUAUUACACGCGUAUCCAGAUGGGCCGACUUACCCAGUUGCUGGACCUAACAGAGGAGGAGACGGAGCAGUACAUCAGCGAGCUUGUGACUGCCAAGACGGUGUUUGCCAAGAUUGACAGACCAGCACGACUAGUCAGCUUUGAGAAGAAGAGGGAUGCGGAUGAUGUGUUGAACGAGUGGAGUGGGAACAUGAAGAGCUUGCUUGGGCUGCUGGAGAGGAUCGACCACUUGAUCACGAAGGAGGAGAUGAUGGCCAGGAUUGCACCGAAAGGCGAGAAGUCAACUUAGACGGGUAUCGGGAUGAUAAAUUGGGAGGCGUGAUAUGGUGUACUAUAUAAUAGCCUAGACCAAACGGUUCUUACAAAGCCAGGAAUCUAUCUUUGGUAUAUGUCAGCGUGAACAUCUAAUAUCUAUGCCGUCUUCGAUGUAUCCCAUAUUUCUCACCAACGGUUUUAUCUUCCAGUGGUUCCCCUCUCAAAAUGGGACAUCCAUAUCUUCGACGUUCGCAUCCUCCUCCUCCUUUGAAACUCCGCCGCCCUCAAUAGCUUGUCUAAUAAACCCUACCAAAGCAGCUACCCACUCCUUCCCAAUUGGCACAAAGUGACCUCCUGGGUGCACAACCACAUCUCCUCCAACCCUAUCCACUAAACCUCUCGACCUACUCUCCUCGACAACCGUGUCCAGGCCUCCAAUAAAAUGCAGCGUCUUCGUUAUCCCCUCGCACGCCUCAUAAAGUCCCUUAUAAUCGUCAUGCGGCGCAAAGAACCCAGAAUACACAAC